AUGUCUCGCACCGAGAAGAGAAAUGCAAUUCCGUUUCCAAUGAGGAGAAAUCAAAACAGUGACCUCGGGCGGACUCGAACCGCCGACCUUCUGUGUCGCACCGAGAAGAGAAAUGCAAUUCCGUUUCCAAUGAGGAGAAAUCAAAACAGUGACCUCGGGCGGACUCGAACCGCCGACCUUCUGUGUGUGAGACAGAUGUGA
Messenger RNA from Angiostrongylus costaricensis, 201 nucleotides. The record is from the annotation of a GenBank genome assembly. NCBI's taxonomy places the organism in Eukaryota, Metazoa, Nematoda, Chromadorea, Rhabditida, Metastrongylidae.